Messenger RNA from Plodia interpunctella (Indianmeal moth), 1418 nucleotides. RefSeq lists its product as uncharacterized. The coding region runs from base 66 to 1418 and encodes 450 amino acids. The transcript has a single exon. The record is from RefSeq and is a predicted model, not a curated record. Lineage: Eukaryota; Metazoa; Arthropoda; Insecta; Lepidoptera; Pyralidae.
GCACGCGCGGCCGAACGUCAACGCGUCCGACAGUGCCGGUAUAGGUGACUCAUUGCUUACGUACGAUGUUGUCGAAUACCGUUAAGUGCAGUAAUUGUAAUGUAGUAAUAAAUGAAGUGCUGUCGUUUCUUCAGAAUGUUUUGGAUGUGAUGGACGAAGAGAGUAUACAUCAAUUAUGUACGACCUCUUUUUCGCCAGAAGAUAUUGUAAAAGCGAAAAGUCUGUUAUACGAAUCAAUACCCAGUGGGAAAAAGAUGCCUGUGCGUCGGAAGGACGGGAAGAAAAACGUGUCCAGGGACCUGGAGGACAUGAUCAGUCUCCUGAAGAGAACGGAUCCCGAACUUUAUCCAGUCUUCGUGGCAAGGGAUCUACACAAACUCCCUCCGGUGACAUUUGACCAUGUAGAUGUCACUCGCCUGCUUAAGGAUAUAUCGAGACUUCAGUAUAGAGUUAGUGGAUUGGAGAAAACAACAGUGUCUACAGAGUCGUUUGAACUAUUGAAGCAAGAAGUUCACGAUAUGAAACAUGCAUCACUGAUUAACAGUUCCCAAUUGAAAAAGAACGUGAAUAAAAACAGAGGAGCGUGUUUGCAGACAAGUUUUGAGUACGAUAGUGGGCCUAUAGGUCUUCAAUAUGUGCCCAUAAAACACACAGCUGAGGGGACAAACUCGGAGCAUGAAGAAACAGCUGAUUCGAAACAUAACGGUCAGUCAAUACUCGUACCGACAACAGCGGAUGAAUGUAACGAAUGUGUUGUCAUCCCUUUCGUACAAGAACAACUAUGCGAGAUAGAUUGCGCGCGCAAGGAGGAACGAGACGAAAAUGCGACGGAUAUGCUGGGCGUGAGCGGGAAAGAAGAUACACCGGUCGAUGCGCAAACAAGUGUGAAUCAUACGCAAUCCCCUACCAACGGACAGCAUGCGGCGUUAGUAUCGACUCGAUCGAGUUCGAGCGAGUCUUGGGCUUCAAUGGUGGCUGAACAGCGUGCAAAUGCGUGUAAAGUGCAAGUGAAUAGUGAGCAAAAAGUAGGGGCUGUGACUACCGCGGACACCGAGUGGAAACAAGUGCAAAAUAAGCGUCUUAAACAAAAUAGGUUAGCUAGUCGAAAAGGUAGGGCCUCGACUAGUUCGGAUGUGAAAUUUAAGGCUGCGAUCAUUCAAGUGCCUUUGUUGAUCUCAAACGUAAGUAAGGAUACAAACGAGGAGGAUAUUAUUAGCUACAUAAAGGACAAAACAGGUGAAAUUGUGACUUUAAAAAAGAUUAAUAUUAAGCCCUUUAGAAAAUACAACGCGUUUAAACUGUAUGUAUCAAAACAUAAGGCAGAAAUAUUUUUAAAUGAUGAUUUAUGGCCGGACGGAAUUGUAUUCAGGCGUUUUGUACAUUUUAUGUAUAGAACAAAAGACAGUCGUGAUAAAUAG